Messenger RNA from Cicer arietinum (chickpea), 1330 nucleotides. RefSeq names its product 25.3 kDa vesicle transport protein SEC22-1-like. NCBI's taxonomy places the organism in Eukaryota, Viridiplantae, Streptophyta, Magnoliopsida, Fabales, Fabaceae. The record is from RefSeq and is a predicted model, not a curated record. Gene Ontology annotation, molecular function: SNAP receptor activity. Gene Ontology annotation, biological process: endoplasmic reticulum to Golgi vesicle-mediated transport; retrograde vesicle-mediated transport, Golgi to endoplasmic reticulum.
AUUCACAUUUUCAUUUCAUUUCAACAAACAUAAUUACAACUUCCUAUAGUUUCAUCGAUCGGCUUCAGCUCGGCUGGACCAUCCACACCGCCGAUUUUUGCGGCAGCUCCGACUACCUUCUCAUCACCAUUCAUUCAUUCUUCUUUAGUGUGUUUUGGUUUAGUUGCAAAGUUCAAGACUUUGAGAGGGAGAUUGUAAACUGUGAAAUAUGGUGAAGUUGACUUUAAUUGCUCGUGUUACUGAUGGUCUUCCAUUGGCUGAAGGACUGGAUGAUGGUCGUGAUCUUAAAGAUGCUGAAUUUUACAAACAGCAAGUUAAGGCUUUGUUUAAGAAUCUCUCAAGAGGACAUAAUGAUGCAUCAAGGAUGUCAGUUGAAACUGGUCCUUAUGUUUUCCAUUAUAUUAUAGAAGGACGGGUCUGUUACUUGACAAUGUGUGAUCGUGCAUACCCCAAGAAACUAGCAUUUCAAUAUCUCGAAGAGCUCAGGAAUGAAUUUGAGCGUGCUAAUGGGUCUCAAAUUGAAACUGCUGCAAGACCUUAUGCCUUCGUUAAAUUUGACACAUUUAUACAGAAGACAAAGAAACUUUACCAAGAUACGCAUACACAGCGUAAUAUUGCAAAGUUGAAUGAUGAACUUUAUGAAGUCCACCAGAUUAUGACUCGAAAUGUGCAGGAAGUUCUUGGUGUUGGUGAACAGUUGGAUCAGGUCAGCCAAAUGUCCAGUCACCUAUCAUUAGAAUCUCACAAAUAUGCUAACAAGGCUAGAGAUUUAAACAGACAGGCUCUGAUUCGGAAAUGGGCCCCUGUUGCUAUCGUUUUUGGAGUUGUCUUUGUACUUUUCUGGCUCAAGAACAAAAUUUGGUGAUCAAGAUUAGCAUUUGACUUCAUAAUGGCUUCUUGUCUUCCUCAUGUAUGACUAUCAAGAUUUGCACAGUUGUGAGAACUCUAUAUAAACUAGGUGAUGUCUACAAAAGACUAUCAUCUGUUACUUCUGAGAAAAACUGGGUCCGAUUUUCUGAAAUAGGAACAUUUUACCUUUAUAUUAAGGAGCCAAGACAUGAGAAAAGUAGAUACCCUCCGGUUUGGAUAUAGACAUUUCUUCUUAGUACUUCCCAAUUAUUUUCAGGAUUCUUGCGUUAAUGGGUUAUUACUGCCACCUCCCUAUUUUGUUUUUCCCCAUUCAAUUGAGCACUUGAUAUAGAACUGCAUUUUGUAUGGUUAAUGUAUCGUGUUAGUGUGGAGUGUUUGUUCUUAGAUAUUAAACCUUUUGUUAUUUCGUUUAUACAUUUUACUUGCAAAUAAUGCAAUGACCAAGAUCUGUUGGAUCCAA